GGUAGAUACUAAAUUAAAUUAUACAGUCUAUUAUGACUGCCAAAAUUAAUACAAUAUAAACAAUAUAAGAAUCUAAACCGAAAAUAUUUCGUAUUUCUAAUGUCGAGUGUUAUAUCAACUUGAUCGAUCCACUUAGAAACAAUAGAAAUUGUUGAAAACGCGCUUUAAAUACACAGAAAUUUGAAUAACAAAAGAUUAUUUAAUGGAUUCCAGUUUAUUUUUUUCUGAUAAAUGAAACUUUGAAUAUAAUUGACACGCUUAGUCAGCUUAACGAGUUUAUGUUUAUUAUUAGUAGUGUCAUUUGGUGACAUAUAUAUAUUAAUGCAACUGUACAACAUAUUAUACUAAGGUUUUUUUUAUCAAAAUGCAUGUUCAACCGUUUGAAGCGCAAGCAACCCUUCCGACAUUAUAUGAGUAUUAUACGACGGGAGGUAUCAAAACUGGCCUAAAUUCAAAUCAGAGAUUCUUUACUCUAAAUGAGAGAAAUAUUAGUUUGUAUUCUGGUGCGAUGCACUACUUUAGAACGCCUAAGCAGUUAUGGAGAGAUCGAUUAAGAAAGAUGAGAGCCGCUGGGCUAAACGCUGUGGAAACUUAUGUACCCUGGAACCUACAUGAACCUAGUCCAGGUGUUUUUGACUUUGGCCAGGGAGGUACUGAUAUGCAGGACUUCUUAGACAUUGAACUUUUUCUUAAAACCGCUCAAGAAGAAGACUUAUUUGCUAUUUUACGUCCCGGACCAUAUAUUUGUGCUGAAUGGGAAUUUGGAGGAUUUCCAAGUUGGCUUUUAAGGGAAAAAGGAAUUCAAUUCAGAACUUCGGAUGAUAAGUACAUGAGUGCAGUUAAAAGAUUUUUCAGUGCGUUACUCCCUAUAUUAGCUGCACUCCAGUUCAUUAAUGGCGGCCCAAUAAUCAUGUUUCAGGUGGAAAACGAAUACGGUAGUACCAAAACAUCAAAUUACCGCAGACUACCCCAAUUUACUCCGGAUAAAACGUAUUUAAGAGAACUUCGACAACUUUAUCUUGAUAAUAAUAUUACCGAACUAUUGUCAACAGCUGAUGGCGUGACAUCUUUUGGAACAGCUGGUACUAUACCGAGGUUGUUCCUUGUUACAGCUAAUUUUGGAGAUGAUCCAAAAAGUUCUUUUGAUACGCUACAAAGCAUACAACCAAACAGAUCGAAAAUGGCUAUGGAAUACUACCCUGGAUGGUUCGAUCACUGGGGGGAGGAGCAUCAUACGGGAGAUGAGCUGGAAUUAAUAAAGAACUUAGAAACCAUCAUAACUUAUCCUGGAUCGUUUAACAUCUAUAUGUUUCACGGCGGCACUAGUUUUGGCUUUAUGAACGGAGCAAAUGUAGACAACGCACUAGCUGACAAUAGUGGAUACCAACCAGAUACAACCAGCUACGAUUAUGACUCGCCCUUAACCGAAGCAGGAGAUUAUACUUCCAAAUACAACCUGAUUAAAAUACUUCUAAAUAAAUAUAUUAAUCCUCAAACAAAACUCCCUGCAGAACCUGAUCUAGUACCACGUGUGGCUUAUCCAAAUAUUUCUCUAGUGGAACAUAUACCAUUGAAAUCUUUAAUUGAUUCUCAAGAUAUUAAACAGUAUUACUCACAACCAAUUGCUAUGGAGCUGCUUGACAUCAACAACGGCACUGGGCAAAGUUACGGAUAUACCGCCUACAGAAAGUCGAAUCUAAACUUAACAAAGGGCGACAUCUUAACCAUUGAGGGCCACGUUUGCGACUCAGUAUUGGUCUUUGUCAACGGCCAACUGAUAUCCCCUAUACUUACUUCGGCACUAGAUUUCAACAAUUUCGGGUUCUGGCGUCUGUCAAACUCUCAGAUCACUUUGACGACGGAGGAUGUACAAGAUGCCACUGUAGAUUUGGUAGUGGAAAAUUGGGGAAGGGUUAACUAUGGAAAGCUAUCCCAGUACUAUCAGUAUAAAGGAUUGUGGCAAGGUAAUGUUUUAAUUAACAAUGUCAACAUAAGCAACUGGGAGCAUAUUCCACUAGAGUUUAAAAAAUCUUGGACGAAUUCCCUACAUGGAUGGCAAAAGAUUGGAAGCACUACAGGACCGGGUCUCUACAGAGGGUAUAUCUAUAUUACCGAUGACCCACAAGACACCUAUAUAGAUAUGCGACAAUGGACCAAAGGAAUAGUAACUAUUAAUGGUUUUGUCCUUGGAAGAUAUGCAAGAAUUGGACCACAACAGUGCCUUUACUUACCAGCCCCUCUAAUAAACAAAGGGCAAAACACCAUAGUAAUUUUCGAGCAUUACAAGGCAUCCAGCAACAUUACGUUCUCACAAGAUCAGAUAUGGGAAACCAUCAAGUGAUAACAGAGCAUAUUAUAAGUGUUAUAAUGUUAAUAACUUCACACAAAGUACUUAAGUGGAUGAUAAAUACAUCGAUGUAAUAAAAAUACAAGACGAGUAUGUUCUGAAUUAUUUAA
This is a messenger RNA of Sitophilus oryzae (rice weevil), 2457 nucleotides long. Its product is annotated as beta-galactosidase-1-like protein 2. The record is from RefSeq and is a predicted model, not a curated record. Gene Ontology annotation, cellular component: vacuole. Gene Ontology annotation, biological process: carbohydrate metabolic process. The coding region runs from base 365 to 2341 and encodes 658 amino acids. Gene Ontology annotation, molecular function: beta-galactosidase activity. NCBI's taxonomy places the organism in Eukaryota, Metazoa, Arthropoda, Insecta, Coleoptera, Curculionidae. The transcript has 9 exons.